ACAAGUAGACGGAACUGUGGAGACACAGAGCGUGGACUGCGUGGAUGUCAGACCCCACAGUCGGAGGUCGGCGGGGUCAAGUCACCAAGACGACAGCGGACUCCCAGCGGAGAAAGACGGAAGUGCUACCGAACUGAGGUGCGCUGGGCUUUUCACGCCAGUGUGUUCGUGUUCCUCCACCAUGUUCGCGGCUACAGCGCCUGUGGCAGAUGUGCCCAGAGGAGACUUGAUCCGGAACAACAGCUGGGAGCGCAAUAAUGCGGGUCUCCCACAAAACCAGUGCUCCCCCAUUCCUCUCCCGGCCCUGGGCACUCAGCGGAUCAUCCAGGGCAACGGCACCAACGUGGGCACUGUCAUCUCCCUGCAGUGUCCGGCCAUGCACAAGCUGGUGGGGAGUGAGCUGAAGUGCGUCAUGACCAGCAACACCACUGCGUGGGUCGGAGCCCCUUUGUGUAAACCUAUGUUGAGCGACUUUGGGUUUCGUGUGGCCGUGUUCGCGUCAAUCGUGAGCUCAGGGAUCAUACUCUUCAUGUCCAUGGUGUUCAUCACCUGCUGCUGGCUGGACUGCCUCAAAGAGAGCGACAGGAAACAGAAGGAGAGGGAGCUGGAUCUGUGGCAGUGGGAGGAGUCCCCCCUCCACCAGGAGGACGCCAGGAGGCCUCGACAGGGACACAGAGGCAGAAACAACAACAACAACAGUCAGUUGUCGGUGUGGAACGCUCACGAUCCUGUCUUCUGUGACAGCGUGGCAAACUGCAGAUAUGAGCCCCCUCCUCUCCGUUCUCUCCCUGGUCUGGAACGUGGACAACCACUCAUACCACAAAACUCCACGUCCAACUUCAGACCUCCUCCGUCCUGCGACCAAACACCCGGAGGCGGCCAUGUGUCGGCAGGCCGUGGUGCCGAGUGGCAGUACGAGCAAGGCAGAGUCUCAGGAGCCGGCAGAGCCGGUGUGAGAAAUAAACAAUGUUCCAUUCGGAUUAUAUCAGUCUGAGGACCUGCUGGAACGCUUUACUCAAAGAAACUGGCCAGUAUGCGGUGCCUUUGUGUCAACAGUGGCUCCACACUGCCCUCUGCCGGAACACUGGAGAAGUGGCUCGUGUCACAGGGCUGGCCCGCUCAGACUGUUGGGGGGGAUUGCCCUGCCCUUCAUGGAGAUUCCCGCUGACAGAUUGGAUUAGAAGGAGACCGUUUACGGCUUACAGAAGGCAGCUGAUGAAAACAGAUUUUAAUCUUUUUGUUGUCUGUCAUUAAAUGUUAUUAUUGGCUUUCUACUGAACUGCACUGAAGGUCUGUGGUGGAAUGUUUGCCGUACUGGUGGUCAGGUUCUGAGCUGGUUGGCUUCAUCAUCAGGUCCAGAUCCAACACUGUAAGUGACAUGUAAAUGAAAGAAUAAAUGAUCAGAAACCA
Molecule: messenger RNA, 1410 nt
Organism: Synchiropus splendidus (mandarinfish)
Lineage: Eukaryota; Metazoa; Chordata; Actinopteri; Syngnathiformes; Callionymidae
Gene: susd3
Product: sushi domain-containing protein 3
Exons: 5
Coding region: 182-994 (270 amino acids)
Cellular component (GO): plasma membrane
Source: RefSeq, a predicted model, not a curated record